AUGAUGGAAAAAGUAAUGAUAAUGAAAGUAGAAAUGGUAAUGGAAUAUAGUAAUGCUAAUGGUUUUGGUAAUUAUAAUAAGAAUGACAAUGUUAACGAGAAUAGUAAUGGUAUUGCUUAUGAUAAUGAGCAUGAUAAUGUUAAUGAAAAUAGUAGUGGUAAUGGUAUUGGUAAUGAUAAUGAGCAUGAUAAUGUUAACGAAAAUAGUAGUGGUAAUGGUAAUGGUAAUGAUAAUGAGCAUGAUAAUGUUACUGAAAAUAGUAGUGGUAAUGAUAUUGGUAAUGAUAAUAAGCAUGAUAGUGUUAAUGAAAAUAGUAAGGGUAAAGGGUAA
This is a messenger RNA of Anastrepha obliqua, 330 nucleotides long. Its product is annotated as aspartate and glycine-rich protein-like. The coding region runs from base 1 to 330 and encodes 109 amino acids. The transcript has a single exon. NCBI's taxonomy places the organism in Eukaryota, Metazoa, Arthropoda, Insecta, Diptera, Tephritidae. The record is from RefSeq and is a predicted model, not a curated record.